Molecule: messenger RNA, 2471 nt
Organism: Cinclus cinclus
Lineage: Eukaryota; Metazoa; Chordata; Aves; Passeriformes; Cinclidae
Gene: SHLD3
Product: shieldin complex subunit 3
Exons: 2
Coding region: 170-919 (249 amino acids)
Biological process (GO): negative regulation of double-strand break repair via homologous recombination; positive regulation of isotype switching; positive regulation of double-strand break repair via nonhomologous end joining
Source: RefSeq, a predicted model, not a curated record
CAACCAGCCCAAGCAGGAGCAUUUGCUGGCUCUGAAAGGUCCUGUUUUCCACUCAUCUUUGCAUCAUGGGGCAAGGAAAUUCUUGUAAAUAAGAUGUUUCAGUCUAGAUACAAGAAUCCUUAUCAAGAGACUGUUUUCCUAAGAAUCACUGGAUUCCUACUGUUCAAGCAUGGAAGUGGUCUUGCAUUAUCGACCACAUCAGAGAGAUCUAGUAAAGCUGCAGAAAUUUGCAGAAGCAGCAGUGAAGGAGUUUCCCGUUCGCCAAUUACCAAGAUUUGCACCCUGGUUUCCAAAUGAUUUACACAAACUUCCCCUCAAACCAAAAAAGCAGGCACCUGUUAUUUCUUGUGAGGAAGUGGAAGAGUUGAAACAGCUUUCUACAGCUUCAGAAUAUGUUACAGGAUCUCGUGAUUAUGACUGCACAAAAAAUCUCCUUGAGUUUCACUCUAGUAUGAAACGUGGUCCGACUUUAAUCCAAGCAAAGGCUGUUCACAGACCAAUUAACUUGGACUAUCAAGGAGAGCCACCACCUAAUGGAAAACAAAAAUUGAAAAGGUCUUGGAGUGUCUCUCUCCCUAGCGCUAAACUCAAAGAAAAGAUUCAUCCUUUAUCUCAAGAACUGCAGAGUAAUUUGGAAAGACUAAAUCUGCAUGUGUUUUGUAGAGCAAAAUGGACAGUUGAACAGUCUAUUUGUAAAAACCAGAAUUUGGAGGACGUAUGGAUAAAAUUGAAUAGACUCAUUAAACAGAAUGAAUUGCCAUCUUGCAAUGCUACUAUCCAAAGAUCUGUGGGACAGAUAUGGAUUUUCUGUGAUAUACUAUACUGUGAAUAUGUUAGAAAUAUUCUUAGGGAAAAGCUAAGCCUUACAGAUAAAAUGAACUUGUUUGUACAUAGAUAUGGAAUUGUAUUUAGUUUAUGACUUAAGAUACAGUUUAAUAAUAAAAUUACAGUCAGAAAUACUAGAGCUUUUAAGCAAUUUAGAAUUGAUAGACCUUAGAACAAAUGAUAAAUUAAUGGUAAGAAAACUGCUUAUAUUACUUUACUACAUCUUAUAACUACAAUUACGUAUUUCUUUAAUUUUGUUUUGCCUCAAGACUUAUAGUUCUUAUAGUUAAGAUUAGUAAGUUUCUGUUUGGCUUAGUGCUGCAUUUUAUAGCUUUUCUCUACCUUGGUGGUCUAAAGGAAAAAAAUAGAAAUUCCAGACUAUUGCAGCAAACUGUGUCAGAUAACAAAAAUUAAUGCUUUCAGUUAAGCAAAGUACAUCAUCUCUGCUUCCUGGGAAUUAGAAGAAGGAAAGAUCUUUUUAAGCAAGUUGUAAUAAUUGCUAUAAUAACUGGAACUGACAUUAAUAUUUUCAAGAUCUGGUUAUUUCCUGGAAGUAUUCUGCAAGUUUUUUAAUGAAGGCAUAUCCCUCCUAUGAAGUACGAACUUGCUUUAUUUGGGAUAUAUGCACUGUCUUAGCUAUAUUUUCACAGAAAUGUUAAUGAUAGCAUCAGUGGAAGCUGUGGGCUGAAAAAUAAUGAACAACUUAAUAAUUGUUGUUUAACGCCUUUGAUAAUUAUUUCUUUCCUGAUGUUUCUGUUCUUUUGUCUCUAAUUAUAUUUGGGAACAAGAAAAGAGUAGCUUCCAGCCAAAAAUGUGGAAAUUAGGAAAUGAGACUUCUGAGACCUCCUGUUUGUUGUCUUUGAGCAUUUGAAUGCCUUUUAUGGUCAAAAAGGCUAAGUUCAGGAUGACUUUUUUUUCUCCUGAAAGAAUGAAGCGUUCCAAGGUCAUGCUGUCCCUGCUCAGUUGAAUCUUUGGAGGGUCAGUAGAGAAUAUAAACUGGGAUCAGUAUGACUGCAAGGUUAUGCAUUUGUAUAACCUAAUUCUAGAUAGUUUUGGUGUAGCUGGAGGUCAAGGUCUGUAGCAUUGGGAGAAAGGGGGAAAUAAGUGUUUAGUAUUUGUAGAUUGCUAUAUUGUCAUUAAUGCCACUCACACCAAAGUGUACAUAAGCAUAACAGAGAUCCCUAUGUAAAAACAAAGUAAAGUCCCCUUAGACUUAAAAUUUUAUUACAUCCUUGUGUUGAAUAAUUGCAUUUUAUUAUGGGCAUUACAUUUUUUUUUAGAUUAAAAUUGCACCAUUUGAGUCAUUGACAUGUAUUUUUGAACUUUGAUUGACUUUUAAGACAUUUGUAGAUGUCUUAUUGAUGUUUGAGGGUAUUUGUGACACUUAAUAUGACCACUUAGCAAAAUCAAUGCAAAAUGCUGUCUAGACUGCACUGUAACUGAGGGUUGUCAUUAGUUUUAAAGCUUUCUGUAUUUCCAGAUUUUUCACUGACAUUAUAUUUAUGAGCUUAACAUAAUUAGUAAAAAAAAUUCUUUGUGCCUCUGUGUUUUUGAAGAUAAAAUGAAGUAAAAUGCAGUAUGGUUUCAGUUCUAUUUAAUGUAGUUUAUGUCUAGGAUCUUAGAAGAGAUUAUAUAUUUUUCUAACG